This is a messenger RNA of Naegleria lovaniensis, 654 nucleotides long. RefSeq lists its product as uncharacterized. The transcript has a single exon. Bases 1 to 654 code for a protein of 217 amino acids. The record is from RefSeq and is a predicted model, not a curated record. NCBI's taxonomy places the organism in Eukaryota, Heterolobosea, Eutetramitea, Acrasida, Naegleriidae.
AUGACCUGUCGCGAACGUCCUGUUCGAAGAUCACUCUUAGAGUUUUAUGACCCAGACUCACCGUCCAAUGCCAUUGAUUAUUCACAAUUAGCAUCCUUUGUUUUUCCUAAACACAAGGAUGACACACCCACCAACGAAACACUUCAAGAUAUUGACUUGACUGCUGCCAAUUCAUUUGCAGACAAUGUCAUACCUCAUCACUCAAACUUUGAGGACAAUGAAUCCUUUGUCAAGUUGGAAUUAGAUUUUUCAAAAAACGAACCUAACAAUUGUUCUCAGAGCAAGGAAGAACAAACUCUCAAUUCUUCAAACGACACAAGUACGCAGUACCAAGUGUCGCAUCUCUCCACGAAUUUGGCCACAAUUCAAAUACCGCUCAAUGUUGUUGUAACCAUUAUGUUAGUUUUAUUCCAACAGAUGUUGCAUCAAACCAUUCUCACUCUCUCAUUGGCCAUCUUUUGCUGCAUGCUUCUGUCCCUUGUUGAAGAUCAUUCAAGACGAAAUGAAUCUCUGGCAAAAGCAAACGCUCGACUGAAAGAACUCAUUCGUUUGUGUAGAGAUCAAAGCACGGAAAUGUUGAGAAAUGAAUCGUUCAUGUUUGAAAUCCCAAACCUGAGUCUAUUUUGUGUGUUAAACCAUUUACAAAGUCGAUAA